Messenger RNA from Sabethes cyaneus, 504 nucleotides. RefSeq lists its product as uncharacterized. Gene Ontology annotation, biological process: neuropeptide signaling pathway. NCBI's taxonomy places the organism in Eukaryota, Metazoa, Arthropoda, Insecta, Diptera, Culicidae. Gene Ontology annotation, molecular function: neuropeptide hormone activity. The transcript is spliced from 3 exons. Bases 1 to 504 code for a protein of 167 amino acids. The record is from RefSeq and is a predicted model, not a curated record.
AUGUCAAAACUGUGGGCGAUUUGCAUCAGUCUGGUUAUCGUGUCGGUUCUCGUGCAGAAUGCCAAUGCGAAGCGAGGCUGUGCCGCGUUCGGUCAUGCCUGCUACGGAGGACACGGAAAGAGAUCCUCGUCGGUGCCGGAGGAGGGACUGCUGUACGGAAGCGCCAAUGACCGUUUGAAGAGUGGUCUGCCGCCGCUGCCCUACUUAAAGAUGCCAUUUUUGGAUCGUGCUAGAAGUUUGGACGUCGCCCCGGAACUGAGACCAGUCAGCAUCGAAGCUGGCACUGGAAUCGGUUUCAGAACCGAUGAUAACUUCGACCUCAGUGAGCAACCAUCUCUCGAGGAACAGAAUCGAUUCGACAGGGGUGUCCGAUUUGCGAUGCACGCUAUUCUUCGGCAGUUGAUGGACGAAAACCGAAUCGCAACACAGAAACGACAACAGCCGGAAGCUGGUUUUCAGAGCACCGAUGCCGGCACACAAGCUAUGAACGUCGAACAAAAGUGA